Messenger RNA from Coregonus sp. 'balchen', 1793 nucleotides. Lineage: Eukaryota; Metazoa; Chordata; Actinopteri; Salmoniformes; Salmonidae. The record is from the annotation of a GenBank genome assembly.
AUGGCUGCAGAGUCAAUCAAGGUAGUGGUCAGGUGUCGGCCGAUGAAUGAUAGGGAGCACAUUUUGAAUUGUAAGAUGGUAGUAUCAGUAGAGAUGAGUCGCUGUCAGUGUUUCAUCAAGAAGCCAGGGGCAAAGGAGGAGCCACCAAAGCAAUUCACCUUUGAUGGAACCUACUUCAUUGACCAAACCACUGAGCAGAUGUACAACGACAAAUCGCCUACCCUUUGGUUGAGGUAGGCCUACAAUAAAUUCUGCUACAUUUUCACAACCUGAUUAUGGUGGAUUACAUACAGCAGCAGCAGCUCAUAGGUUAUUGGACAUAUCCAGUAGAUAUAUGGAACUAAAUACCACGUCAGUUAGGAAAACAAGUGUGCCGCUGCCAAUUAGAAUAUAUCCCCUAGCUAAUGACCUCCGAGCUCAUCAUUUAGAGAAGAGGCUGCCAUUAAACAACUGCUGAGGUCAAUUGUAAAGCAUAUAGGCAUUCUUCUACAAGCAUGUCAAUGGUGUAAACAGACUGUUCUUGCUACCAACAGGGGGUGACUGAAGGGUACAAUGGGACCAUUCACCAUGCAGGGGGUGUCUGAGCCAGCAGGCCAGAGAGGGGUCAUCCCAAGGGUCUUUGAGCACAUCUUCGAGAGCAUUCAGGUAGAGUCUUCACCUCUAUUGUACUGCCAUCAAGAAACUCCCAAGGAUGAGUUGGUGGGGAUCAUUAUUUUAGAAGUGCUGUGGUUGUAAAAAGCUGACCUCAGACAAGGCCUUUUGUAUGACUGGCAGAGCCCCAUUGAGUGGCCAGCUUGUACUACUGUAUGUCGCAUGAGUGGGCUUUAUCAUCAAGUGUUUCCUCUCAAGAACUGGUUCUUAUUCAUUUGGUGUCUUCUAUGUAAAAUAGUGUGCAGAAAAUACAAAGUUCCCGGUGAGGGCUUCCUACCUAGAGAUCUACAAUGAAGAAAUCCGAGACCUUUUGGGAAAUGACACCAAACAGAAAAUGGAGGUAAGAAACCAUAGUACCAGAAUAUUAGGGCGAGUUCGCCUAAUUUCAGUUUGUGACAAAACAAGCGACAGCGAGAACUUCGCCAGCAACUACUUCAAGCCUAAGAGAGUCAACCAGUUGCUGGGCGUUGAGCCCCUGAAGGGACUUGGUAAGACCAGGAGCUACAGGCCCUUCCCCUGACCCCUGAACCAAUAGCCCAGCGCCUUUUCACUGCGCUCAAUAUUAUAUAUGGGUAGGGCUUGUUUCUUACUGGAAACUGCAGAGGGCAAUCUUCUCACCUGAAUUCAACUGUGACUGAGGUGCAAUUAAUGUUAACAUAAAACAGUCAAACUAUUAAUUGGUAUUUAAUGAAGUGUGCAGACCGACGGGAAAGUGCCUGAAUAGAUAAUAAAAUAAUACAAUUCAGAUACUUUUGGAAUCAACAUUCAAAUAAAAUGUGACAAUUAUAGCACCACUUAAUACCAACGUACUGCUUGCUAGUACAAAAUUGUUUUAUAAGGGUCCAAGUCAGUUACUGGAAACAUUCAAAAGAUCUAGCCUGCUAUCUACUUAACUUCAACAGAUAAUUUGCCCUACAUGUGUGGUUGUUCCACUGAUGACCUCUUUCCCUGCAGCAGUUCACUCAGCAUCCCAGGGGAACGGGACGCCUCACCUGACCUCCAGCGGCUCCAACAUCGGCCCCAACAUCGGCCCCUCGCUCAGCGCUGAAUCCCUCCUCCCUCACCCCUUCUGCCUCGAGUCACUGGGGAUCACCCCAUCCAAUGGCAAGGUGAAGAGGAUGAAAAACAUACAUCUCCAAUGA